Molecule: messenger RNA, 4318 nt
Organism: Echinops telfairi (small Madagascar hedgehog)
Lineage: Eukaryota; Metazoa; Chordata; Mammalia; Afrosoricida; Tenrecidae
Gene: PPP1R3A
Product: protein phosphatase 1 regulatory subunit 3A
Exons: 4
Coding region: 22-3357 (1111 amino acids)
Biological process (GO): regulation of glycogen biosynthetic process
Cellular component (GO): protein phosphatase type 1 complex
Molecular function (GO): glycogen binding; protein phosphatase 1 binding
Source: RefSeq, a predicted model, not a curated record
UCCUUAAGAUCAGAGAGCCUAAUGGAGCCUUCUGAGCAACCUAAUCAGAUUAGCAAAGAUAACUUUUUAGAAGUUCCUAAUUUGUCUGAUUCUCUUUCUGAAGAUGAGGAUGUUAAAACUACCUUCAAACCCGGUUACUCCCCUCAGCCUAGUAGACGUGGCUCUGAUUCUUCUGAAGAUAUGUACCUGGACACCCCAUCUUCAGGUCUGAGAAGAGUUUCCUUUGCUGACACCUUUGGAUUCAAUCUUGUAUCUGUUAAAGAAUUUGAUUGCUGGGAAUUACCAAGUUCUUCAACCAACUUUGACUUAAGGACAAGCAUUUUCCACGCAGAAGAAUAUGUUUUCUGUCCCAUGUUUGACCUGCCUUCUUCAAAAGAAGACCUUAUGCAACAACUUCAAGGACAGAAAGCAAUUCUGGAAGCAACAGAGUUUGCCCCUGGGUCUACAAGUAUGAAAGGAAUCAUUCGAGUUCUGAAUAUUUCUUUUGAGAAGUUAGUAUAUGUGAGAAUGUCCUUAGAUGACUGGCAGACACACUAUGACAUCUUAGCUGAAUAUGUCCCUAAUUCAUGUGAUGGGGAAACUGACCAGUUCACGUUUAAGAUUUCCUUAGUCCCUCCAUAUCAAAAAGAUGGCAGUAGAGUUGAGUUUUGUAUACGUUACGAAACUUCUGUUGGAACAUUUUGGUCAAAUAAUAAUGGUGUAAAUUAUACUUUGGUUUGUCAAAAGAAAGAACAAGAGCCGGAACCUGUAAAACCACUGGAAGAAGCACCUAGUAGACAAAUCAAAGGCUGCUUAAAGGUUAAGUCCAGUAAAGAAGAAUCAUCCGUGGCACCAAAAGGGAUUAACUUUGAAAACCCAAAGACUCCAGAGAGUUGUGUCCCAACAAUUGUUUGUUCUUCGGAGGACAAGGAAGACCUGGGAGGCAGUCGUCAGAAUGUAAAAGAUGUCAACAGAGAGCAUGACGAACGUAAUGAAACAGAAUUGGAGUUGAUGAUAAAUGAACACUUAAUACAAAGUAGAAGUGCUUCCACCAGAGGUGAAAAGAAUACAUUUUCAACAGACCCAAUCAAUUUAUCAAAUCAAGCUGAGGGAUCAGUGAAGAACAUCUACAGUGGAAUGUGCACUGACUCGUUCCUGAGGGCUUUGUCCCCAAGCGCAUCUGCAGAAAGCUCCUUAAAGCGAGAUUUUUGCCACGAUGAAAAGUCUUCCAGAGGAAACGAGUGUGGUUAUAAACUUUCGGAGGAAAUUACGUCAGGUAUGGAAGAAAUCAAGUCAUCUUGGGAAGAUGCUAGUGGUGGUGAAUUAAAGCCAUCAUGUACUGGCAGCAAGGAAGAAUUGGAUGAUAAUGCGAAUCCAGCCCAUGAGAGGGGCGCAGGAUGCGUAGCCUGCCCUUUCUCAGAGCAACGAAUGGCAGGCAGCCUUCAGAAAAAACAUAAAGGAAGCGAUAAGAAAACGGAAACAAAAGCCAGGGAAAGCUUAAGGAGAGAUUUAUAUUCCGAUGAAUCUGUGUAUGCAGAAGAACCCACAGUGAAAGAAUCUUCCAAAAAAGAUGAUGGCCGGAGUGAGGGCGAGGGCGAGGAAAGAGCAGGUUUGUAUCUUCAUGAAAGAGGAAACAGCUUUCAGUCAAUCUUUCAUGGCCCCCAAAGGAAGACAGGCUUCCUGGAAGCGAGUAUGGGGGUGACGGGAGCUAGUAACCCAGAGCCAACUACUCUGUCAAGCAAAGAGACCACAAUUCCCAGCCAGGAGGUGGAUACGGUUAGCUCACCAAGGACAUAUUUAAGCUGGGAAAAAGUCGUGUUUACAGCCCCAGAGCAUGACGUCACCACCAGCGUAGGCACCCCUUUGGGAGGCAUCCCCGGAAAGGUUUCUUCACCAAGAAAUGGAAAUUCUUUGAAGAAUGAUUCUCCUUUCCACGUUGAGGAAGAAAAAUCAGAUUGCGUUAAUCCUGAAGAUCAGAAUAAGAACAUACAGCAUAAACACAAUUGGAAUGUUCUGGAAAGUCAGGGCGAUGCAAGAGGGAGUCAGACAAAUGUAACAGAGCAGACCAAAGGCCAAGCGCCUGGUGAGGACACGUGGGGAAAACGAGAUAACACAAAGUACUUGAAAGGUACCCCUCCGGAAGACUGGUUUACCUGCCAAGACUCAGGGAGCUGUGAACUGUCUUCUCUAACUGAUCUCAGUACUUCCGAGAAAGCAGGUACGGCUUAUAUAAUUAAGACCACAUCAGAAAUUCUUCUAGAAAGCAUGUCUGUUAGAGAAAAAGCAAUAAUUGCUAAGCUACCUCAAGAGACAGCACGAAGUGACAGGCCCAUCGAGGAAAAGGAGGCGGCGUUUGAUCCACAUGAAGGGGGGAAUGAUGAUUCACAUUAUACCCUUUGUCAACGAGGUACUGUAGGUGUAAUCUAUGACAAUGAUUUUGAAAAGAAAUCACAUUUAGGUGUUUGUAAUGUACAUGGAGAUGAAACGGAGAAGGAAGAAACCACGUCUGAGUACAAUCCUGGGAAGACACGCGACAGGGGGAAAAGAGGCAUUGGAAAUAUCACACCCGUAGAAGAAUUCUCACAGGUCAUUACAGGGCACCGUAAAACAGCUUCGAAACUAGAUUUACAUUUGAAAAUGUUGCCAACAGAUGAAAAAAUAUUUUCAGAAAAUAGAGAUCAUGGGCAUGUCCAAGAAUUAUCAAUGAAAACAGAUUUCCAUUCGACUCCUUCGGCUUUUAACUCAGGCACUAACAGAGCUUCUCAGAAUGGUUCUCACAUUUCCAAUCACCAUGUUACAACUUCAAUGCCAUCUUACGAACAGGCAACUGGCGUAGAGAAUCCAAUUGCUACCAUGACUAGCCAAUCUAUUUCUACCGAAUCAGACUAUAAUUGCAAACCGACAAGUGAAAUCCAGGGUAGUGAAAAGUACGCACAACCUGAGGGAAAUUUUAACAAGUUGGGAGUAGUGUCAUCCAGUAGUCGGAAAGAAAUAUGUGUAGACCAGAGAGAAGGCAGUGCAGAAAAAUCUCUAGGGCCAGUGAUAUUAAUCAGCGAACCUAUGGAAAGCAUGGAAGAGGCCAGAUGUGGACAUGAAGGAUCACAAAAGUCUGGACAAUCAUUAGCCUCUUCAGGUGACAAGGAAUGUAACAAUAUUGCCUCUCUUAGUGUCCCAUCCCAAGAAGAUCACGCUCAAAGCAGUGAAUCUCUGCUUUCAAAAUAUACCAACUCUAAAAUAGCUUAUAUUCUUUUGUUUCUGGUAUUUCUUGUUUCCAUCUACCACUUUGACCUAAUAACUGGCUUGGCAUUCUACCUUUUAUCGUUGUACUGGCUUUACUGGAAAGGGGAGAGACAAAAGGAGUCUGUCAAAAAGAAGUAACCCUGGUGAUAUUACCAGUCUCUCUUAAAAUGAAGGCUAUUCAGCCCCAAACAUUUGGACUGGUGAAAGAGACUAUUCAUUGUUCAAGGAGCGAGUGCAGUUUCUCUCGAAGGAUCAUUUAAAAAGGAAUGCGUAUGAAGUUUGCUCCUUCAUAUAAGUAAUUAUUCUAUAUAGGACCAUUAUGUUUGGAUCAUUAAAUACCUAUAUGAAUAUGAGAUCUGAAGCACGUCAAGUUGAAAUUAGGUACAGCUGUUGCUCCUUAGCAGGUUAUGAAGUUGCAAUGCUUCACGUCUCUUCACUACUUAAAGUGCCAUUUCUUGCAUCCAUUUCUUUUGCAGUAAAGCUUCAUUUUUUCCCCCGAGAGUAUUUUUCCCCUUCCAGUUUUUAAAAAUAGAUAAAACAUGGACAAUGCCAGGAGGGCUUUUUUUGUCUUUAGUAUUGAACAUGGACUGUACAUUUACCCCUGGAUCAUUUAUCAUCACAUUUUGGUAGAUCAAAUCUUUCACCUUGCAUUUCAUAUGUCUAAGAGCAACACUCCUGAACAUUGAAAAGCGUAAACUUAAGCAGAAGAAACACAACAUGUUUGCAUGGAAUAGUGCUUUAUACACACAUCCUUUGUAUUUCCUCUUCACCUAACGCAACAGAGCCUCACGAGGCAAAUCUGACCAUGACUGAGACAAUUGCAAGAUUAUCCUUUGAUUCUGCACCGUUUUGUGGGCUGCCUGUCUUUUAGAAAUAGUUCUCCCUUAUAAAAGGAUACUGCUAACCCCGCUGAUCAGUUUCAAAGUCAACUAUUUUUAGGAAUUGAAGCUUAAAGGCAAAGCCCCACACGCAUUGCUUCAGAUUUUGCAACCAUAAAACAUACAGUAUUAUGUUUUACAGUUACAAAACUUAACCUUCUAAAUAAACCCUAUCAUACAUAUUUGCAGCAAGAUAAUAAUAAAAGAGGUUUACAAAUGAA